Messenger RNA from Colletotrichum graminicola M1.001, 765 nucleotides. RefSeq lists its product as uncharacterized. The coding region runs from base 1 to 765 and encodes 254 amino acids. Lineage: Eukaryota; Fungi; Ascomycota; Sordariomycetes; Glomerellales; Glomerellaceae. The record is from RefSeq and is a predicted model, not a curated record. The transcript has a single exon.
AUGACACAAGACAUGAACCUUCGAGGACUUCGUGUUCACAUUCGCUUUUCGCUACCUGAAGAGGCUCCUGGUACCCAGUGGGUGGUUAAGUGCGAUAAUGCGGCUGAUCUGGCAUGCUCUUGCCCAGGACGCUUCCGUAUUUCUCCAAACCCUGGAAAUUCUUCCAUGGAAGCCAUCAAUCGAUCUAUUGCCCGACUAGGAAUUCAGAGAGUUGGUAUAUACUUGAGGCAAUGCUCAGAGGACAAGAUUAUCCUGACGGGCUUUGGCAAGUGCUACAAAAAGUAUAAGCAAAGAGGCUGGUCUGUCCCCGACCUUGACAAUGACAUGGCAGAGUUUCUCAGCCGGUUCCCUUUUGUGGUUUUCUUGAUCACAAGAACCGUACUGCUUAGCACAGUUUUGCUCUACAGUCCUGACACUCCUGAGUAUCCAGGACUCAACUUCGCGAAAGUGGUGAAGACUUGCCCAUCACAAGCCGUCGGCAUGGCAAACAGAAAGUGCAUUGUUAUCUACACAAGUGAGGACAGCUUGGGGUACCCGCAGAAACCCAUUAGUCUUUACGACUUGGACAUCCUUGAUGAUGAUUCUGACUUCGAUUUCUCGAGAAGCUUUACCAGGACCUAUGACUUCUGCGUUGCUGCAAGUCGAAACCGAGGCGAGGACCUGCCGCAAUUGAUUUUCGGCCAUGAUGAUGGGUCAGAGAGUGAAUGUCACUCGAGCGGACAAGACAACUCUGACGAUGAAUCCAUUGACAACUUCAUGGUUUAA